Prorocentrum cordatum is the source of this 4290-nucleotide messenger RNA. Lineage: Eukaryota; Dinophyceae; Prorocentrales; Prorocentraceae. The record is from the annotation of a GenBank genome assembly.
AGUAGACAGUCUGCCUCAAGGGCCUUCCACAGGGCCAGGCGCCGCGCCAUGUGCACGCCCCGUCCGCUGUCGGGCGUCUUGGCGGGGGCUGGCCAUGGCCUCACCCGCUGGCGAAGACGACGGGUCCCCUGCGACAGACAGGGCCGAGCUGACAUCGGAGCCGGAUGCCUCGCAGGGGUGUGUCCCCAGAUCGGCGAGCAUGGCCGAGGUGGAAAAAGACAAGAGGCGGUGGAAGACUCUGCAGUUCGCCGUGAAGGCGAUUGCCACCGCAGGCGUCUCAUCGGACGCGGGAAGGCCAGCGGACGCAGGGGCCGCUAAGACCGAAGGCCUGCGACAGCGCAAGCGCCAUGCGACGCUUCCUUCGGACCUCGCCGAAGGCCCUGAGCAGGAGCAGCGGAGGGCGCUGGACGCCGAAGAUGGUCCCCACGCCUCAUCUGCCGAUAUCCCCAGACACCAGAAGAGACGCUCCUGUCCGGAACUGCCCUCACCUGUCCGGAAGGCCAACACCUGUCCGGAGAUGUCUGCGCCGCUGAAGUCCGACGGCUCGAAGAGCCCCAGUCGGAGUUCUGCGAGCCGGUCGCGGUCUCCCUCGAGGGAGAGGGCGGUCACGGUCCCGUCCGUGGCGCCGCCCGACCUCCGAAGGAUGUGGACGCGCCACAGCCGCGGGAGCAUCUCCGAGUUCUUCGGGGCCGCCUCGCGCCGCUGGAACACCCUGCGGAGCGUCUGCUUCACCGGGGACCUGGCCAGCGACAUGCGCGAGGCCGCGGGCUCCGAGGAGCGCGCGCCGAGCAAGGACACGCGGUCGGAGCACGAGAAGAGCUGCGAGAGGGCGGCGGAGUGGCUCGAGCUGCUGAGGGCGAGCCCGGGGGCUCUGUCGCAGGAGGACCUGGAGGCGGAGCUGAAGGACCUGCUCGAGUACAAGAUAACAGGAAGGUUCAGGCGCGGCUCCUGCACCAUGCCAUGGCCGUGUCGGUGAAGGAGAGGGAGGCCGACGCCGAGUCCGUGAGGAGGGUCCUCAACGCUCGGGCCGACGUGCACGGGAAGGCGUCCUACUGGAAGGGGGAGAUGCGGAACGACCUCGAGGCCAUCCACGUUGCUGCUGGAUUGGGCUACGUGCCGGUGCUGCAGGCCAUCAUCGAUGCGGUGUCGCAGCGGGAGGGGCUUGACAAGGUGCCCGACCUGGUCAACAGAUAUUGUAUGAUGGGCAGUGACAAGUUUUACGCUCCCAUCCAUGACGCAGCUUAUUUGGGCAAAGCUGACGCAGUGACCUUUCUGCUCAAGCACCGCGCGGACCCCUCGAAGCAGAACCGGGAAGGCAAUACGCCGUUGCACUUCAUUGCGAAGCAGAGCCUCUUGCAAGGGUACGAAACCGAGCAGGAGCUUGAGGCAAUGGUACGGUCGAUGAUCAAGGCCAAGGCUCGCCUUGACGCCAGGAACUUACAGAACAGGAUACCUCUGGAGGAGGCAGUGCAGGACGAGAGCAGCUUCCCCAGGCGGCUUCUGCACUUCCUGGCACCGUCUUUCCAGGUCGCAACGAGGGAGCCGGCCACUGCGCAGCAGCAGCCGUCGAUCAUCCACGUCAAGAGCACCAGCUCCGAGGGGGGGUCGCCCAUGGCCAAUACGAAGUGUGAGCACUCGUUCUUGGAAGAUAUGUGCGUCUUGUCAUGCUUGAACACGGAUGCGGCGAAUCAGCUGUCUCAUCACCUAUCCGAGGACCCGGACUGCCACGUCCGCGUGAGGAUUGACGCCCAGAAGGACAACGCGGUCGACCACAUGGCCAGCCUGUUCCACAUGGCCCCCGAGGCCGCGGCGAAGAUGCUGGAGAUCCUGCUCGUGAAGCCAGCCGUGGAGGACCCUGGGCACCACCCGAUUCGCACGCGCGCCAGCCUCUGGGGCCUCAUGUACCACAAGCGCAUGCGCUGCACGUACCAGGCGGACUUCAAAGCGGUGGACGUGGAGCAGCAGAGCGGCCUGCAGGUUCGGGACUCCACGGAGAAAGAGAAGAUCAGGCUGCCACAGUGGCAGUGGGACUCCGACAAGGCCGACAAAGCCGACUGGAAGGACCAGGUGCAGACCGAGAGGUGGCACGCCGACUUGGUACAGACGCCUGCCGAAGACCAGGAACGCCGCGACCAUGUAUACGACGUUGACACGAAGGUCGUGCUAUUGCCGAACAUCCUAGACAUCGACAUCUUCAUGGCCUUGGCCUCGACGCCCGAGGCGCACAGCUGCAUAUUCGCGAAGCUGUCGGUCCAGGGCAUCAUCUACUGCUGUUGGGACAACCUGUGUAUACCUGUAGUCUACACGCGGCUUUUCCUUAACGUGGUGGACCUGGUGGUGCAGGGGUACUGGGGCCUUCUCAACAUCAGCAUGCAGAGCCGCGGCGCAGGCGGGUCUCUCUGGCUGCGCCCCUCGCUGUGGUGGUCCGUAGUGGCUGCGAGCGUCCUCAGGGACAUGCUAAACAUGGCAUGGUGGUACAGGUCCUAUGCGGCCAAGUACGCAGCCCAUUACGCCAAGUACCGCGCGUGGCAGUCGAAUGAAAAGCCUCAGGCUGCAGGCGAACAAGGGGCCAGCAGUCCCGCGUCGCGGCCUCCGAGCUUGCAUUCCUUAUGGCGGCCCCAAGCGUUUCUCACUCUCCAUACAAUAUUCGAGAUCUGCCUGAUGGUGUCCAAGCUGGGCUUCGUGUGGCUGACAUUCGGAACCACAGGCGGCGCCGUGGGGGACGCGGGGCAGGCCAUGCUCACGGCCAACACCGUGCUUCAGCUGUAUAAGGUGAUCUACAUGUUGCGCCUGACCAAUUUCUGCAAGAAGAUCAGCACCAUUCUGAGUGCUUUCUCGAGUGGUGCGAUCUGCGAGGUCAUGGUUGUGACGUUGCUGUUCUUCUUCUCCGUAUGUCUGGCCUUCGCCAUGCUGAGCAACACGCCGACGUACACCUCAAUGGGGUGGCUCUUUCUGUAUCGCGGCCUGCUCUUCGGCGACGGGGAUGCGCUUGAUGCGAUGGGCCUGCAGUUCAUGUGUACGACCGACGAGGGAGGGGCACCUUCGGUGAAUAACUUCACUCAGACGAGCGUGAUGCUCCUCGCUACUCUGCUUUUCAACAUAGUGAUCAUGAACCUGACGACCGCCGUCUACAGCGCGGAGUACGACCGUCUUGAGAAGGAAGCAGAACUUCACUUUCAGCGAGAACGGGCCAAGGCCUGCUGUGAGAUCUUGCUCAGCCUGCAGAAGAUUAAGCUUCCGCCGGACGACGAGACCUCCCCCGGCCGCUCGGCCAAUGUCCUGCAGUUUCUGAAGGGUUCUUGCGUCUUCUGUGUGAUCGUCGGCAUCUUGCUGCACCUGAAAAGCCAUGGUCGGGGAGUCUAUUGCGUGCAGUUGGCGUCGGCUGUGCUCCUCGCGUACGCGCAGGUCGUGACACAGGCGGUGUGGAUGGCGAGCGACUGGUUCCCGCUGCGCGAGGAUGGCGAGGAGGGCCCCGAAAAGGAGCACUUCCUGUGGAUUUGCUAUAGGUCUGAUUUCUGUGAGGACCAGUUUGCCCCGAACGACCUCGACAAGCAAGUAUUCCAGGAAGUAGUGGAGGAGAGGCUCGGCAAGCUGGACGAGUUUAUGUCUGACCGAGUCGUGAGGCUCGACGCAGCGAUAGACAGCAUGAACGAAGCGUUCGAGGACAAGAUGAAUUGCCUCGAGGCCAGGAUCGAGAAACUGCUCCAGUUGCAGCACAGCUGCGUGCAAGCCGCGGAGCACGUUGGGGAGGGCCUCGGCAUGCUGGCGGGCCUGAAGCAGCCCAUGGUGACCGUCGACACCGACCAGUCUGGCGCGACGGGAUCAGAUGACCACUUGCUGAGGCAGCCGCAGGUGCCGAGGGCCUCGAGCAGCGGAACGCUUGAGCAGGGCUUGUCGCAGGCGCUCCAGGAGACGUCACCUGGCAAGUCGCCCGUGCCGCUCAGACCGGCCGCGGAGGACUCGUCGGGGCUGACGAGCCCCUCCACUCCUGCGAUCGGCACCCUGCGGCCGCCGGUCUCCAAGCAGGUGCAGUUCAUGCAGAGCCCCCUGCUCUCGCCGCAGGGCUCGUCUGCCAGCAUCGGGCCGGUGAGUCCGCGGCCGAGGAGCCCGCGGCGCACGGAGGCGCGAAACAAACAUACUAAUCCACGGCGGCGCCAGUACGUGAACGCCAGGGACUCCAAGACUCAUGAGGCUGUGCCUGCGCCAAGUGCAUCGUGAGUUGUUGUGGCGCGACAGGCGUGAGCAUUUCAUCCGCACGGGCGUGCCAUUGGAUGCCCGAUAGAAAGAGCA